GCUCUCAUUGAGGGCAACACUGGUUGUCUGACCGGUCACAUUGCAACCAUGACGCCUAAACAUUGCUUUCUAGGCUUCCUCAUCAGUUUCCUCCUGACUGGUGUAGUGGAAACCCAGUCAGCCCAUGAAUCCCUGAUGCCUCAGCGAGUACAUUUUCAGUCUCGAAAUUUCCACAACAUUUUGCACUGGCAGCCUGGGAGGGCUUGUACCAGCAACAGCAGUAUCUAUUUCGUACAGUAUAAAAUGUAUGGACAGAGACAAUGGAAAAAUAAAGAGGACUGUUGGGGUAUUCUCGAAUCCUUUUGUGACCUUACCAAUGAAACGUCAGAUAUACAGGAACCUUACUAUGGAAGGGUGAGGACCAUCUCAGCUGGGAUCCGCUCAGGCUGGACCAUGACGCAGCGCUUCACUCCCUGGUGGGAAACGAAAAUUGAUCCUCCAGUCAUGAAUAUAACUCAAGUUAAUGGAUCUUUGUUGGUGAUUCUUCAUGCUCCAGGUUUACCGUAUAGAGACCAAAAAGGAAAAAAUGUAUCAAUAGAAAAUUACUAUGAGCUAGUAUAUCGAGUCUUUAUAAUUAACAAUUCAAUAGGAAAGGAACAAAAGGUAUAUGAAGGAGCUCACAGAGUUGUUGAAAUUGGAGUUCUGGCACCUCACACUGCUUACUGUGUAGUGGCUGAAAUGUACCAGCCCAUGCUAGACAAAAGAAGUCGGAGAAGUGAAGAGAAAUGUGUGGAACUUCCUUGAAGGGUUCUGGAGUGCUCCACAAUAUGGAAAUCAAAACUCUGUGAGAGCGGGAUGGCUCAUGUUUGAAGGAUCUCACUGAAAGUUGUGCUUAUAUUUUCUUGAGGCGGUGUUCACCAUUAAUUACACCUUGGGGAACUCUUUGUUUACCCAUUCUUUCUUCCUUUACAUUUUACUGGUAAACUAAGCAACAUGGCUCAAAACAUUAGAAUUUAAAGAGGAGGCAAAGAAUAAAGUCCUCUCUGAGCGGAACUUUGUCUCUGAAUGUAACAUCCCAACCACAGCCUGCAUUGUUCUAAGACAGCUGAAUAAACAUUUAAGAGACAAGGUAAUAGUAGACAUUUAACAAAAGAGAGUUGGAUUAAUUUUUUUAAGAGAGUGCUACAGACAAAAGCAAUCUUGAAGCAAUCCUUUUUCACUCGCUAUUGAGACAGUUCACUUGACAUAGAUAUGCCAAUUUUUACAUAAAUGGAACUUUUACAUGAAUGCGUAUUUUCCAUGCAUUUCCUAUUUUAUAUGAAUGUACUUUUUCAUACAUUCAUUUUCUGUUACAAAAUAUUUCCACU
Molecule: messenger RNA, 1307 nt
Organism: Prionailurus viverrinus (fishing cat)
Lineage: Eukaryota; Metazoa; Chordata; Mammalia; Carnivora; Felidae
Gene: IL22RA2
Product: interleukin 22 receptor subunit alpha 2
Exons: 5
Coding region: 49-744 (231 amino acids)
Molecular function (GO): protein binding; interleukin-22 receptor activity
Source: RefSeq, a predicted model, not a curated record